Molecule: messenger RNA, 2042 nt
Organism: Dicrocoelium dendriticum
Lineage: Eukaryota; Metazoa; Platyhelminthes; Trematoda; Plagiorchiida; Dicrocoeliidae
Source: the annotation of a GenBank genome assembly
GGGUUAUCGUUAGAAGGUCGAUCCGGGUACAUGGACGCCUAACCCGUCUAUUUUGCUGAUCAGUGCCGUCAUCUCACCAUACUGGCUCUUACCCAUCGCUAAGUACCAAUGCCUAAUGUGGGUUUAACCACCUUCUACCGUGUUAGCCGCAGUGGGCGGACUGCGGCUUCCCAAAAACGCACUGCUCUCCAAGAGGAUGUUCCUGUUAAAAAUGCAGCUUCAAAGGCAAAAAGACCGGCACAUAAAAAGUUCUCUCAUCUUUGUAAACCAGAGUUAACUGCGGCGACUUCCAGUGCUGCGAAAGACGAACUGCCUUCCACCGAGGACAUUUCGCUAGAUGGUUCCGGAUCCGCAAAACUUGCCGUCGCAUCGAAUGAAAAGCGGAUCAACAAUGGAGGCACCAUACUUGAUUGGCUUUGCGCUGCGACUGAAGCUGGCAAGGAACCAUUGCCUUCCCCAUGUUUCGUACCCAUGAAAACACGGUUGAAAACAGCGGUAUCAUCUUCAUCCGUUUCAUGCGCGUCCAUACUGAGGCGUCCAGCUCACGAACGGUUCGAUCACUUGGCCAGCACUACGCGUUCUACAGCUCCAUCAUCUCUGAAAUCUGAACCCCCCACAGAAGAAGUAGCUGUCGAACCUCAAAUCGAAGCCACGGAAACGAAGUUCCGCACAGAUCUUCCAUUACCUUCUAGCUUUCGUAUUUUAAUGGAGUUGUUCCGUAGCUGUGAUACGGUAGUUAGUAUGCUUCAUAAUCGUGGGGAAGUUUGCGGCUUCAACCGAAUCAAACCAGCUGUUCAGGAAGUCGUCCGUAGGAAUUUUGAAGAGUCCCACGUCGGAAAGUUUUUGACCGUCUAUCCUUUGGUUUACUUGCUACGAUACGACAGGCAACUGGAUAAAUAUACUCGUCGCCCAACUGAUGGAUACACCCUGGUCUUGACUCCGAACCUGCGCACAGAUGGCACUGAACUGGGCUACAACUCCCCUUCCAAAGGACAUCUGGUCUUCACGGGCACACGACUCAUUCAACGGCGCACUCGUUUCCAUCUGCUCCUCCUUGAUUACGUGUUCCGUGCACAUCGAAAUUUUCUUCAAUCUGCACUUGGCUUUGACCCCGCUCAACUACCGGAGGACAAACAUUUGCGACGUUGGCACCCUCGAUUCAAUCUGGAGUCCAUGGUGCCAGAGAUAGCAACAGCGCCGUUACCAGUUCACCUUCCUACCGCAGAUCAAAAAAUUACCACUGCUAAGGACGCCGUGGAGGCGUUUCAGGCACGCGCUCUGUUUCGCGAAGCAGAAGCCUGUCAGAAAGUGGCUAGCCUGAAACAGUACACUUCAUCACCAAUCCCAAGCCCAACAAAGAUGAGCGCUUGCUCGCCUCGUAAGCCACCGAUGUCGCCCCAAACUGCUCCAUCUACUCCUGCGGGUGUAACCGACUCCGGUGUUGAACCUUCUCCAAUCGCGCGCGGUUUGAGUGGGGUUUCCAAGACGCUGCUAGCCAAGGUGCGUGCCCGUGAGAAUGAGCGUCGAAUGCUCACUCAACUCACACAGAGCAUCAUUCCGGAUUCUCAGCGGGCAAUUUACGCUCGUUUGCCUGGCAUGAUUGCUCAGGUGUGGAUGGUUAUGCGAUCGUCCAACGGUCGUGCGCUUCCAAUGUCCACUGUGGCUGCUCGGGUCGCGGACGCUCAUCACAGCGGUCUGUCUGCCAGUGUUGUGAAUGAGCAUCUCGAGGUGCUUCUACAAUUCACUCCCACCUGGUUGGAAAAAUUGGAUUGGGCAGUUCCCCACCUCCGUGUUCGUGAUCCGAAUCUCUCCGUCCCAAAUAUCACUGACUCUGUGAAGGCGAAAUUGUCCACCAUAGGCUUCGUUUCUUGAUCUGACCUCAUCUCUUUAUAGCACUUUUACAUUAUACUUUGAUGUACCAUUCUUAAUGUGUAAUUUCUUAUCUUGCUCUGUACAUUUCGCAUGUCCUCAUCGAUGGCUGACGUACUAUUAUUAUUAUUAAUGUGUGCAUAUGUAACUGUGUAUUAUACUAUUCCUUUCAC